AUGAAUAGUGCAAAUCUUCUAUGGAUUGGCUCGACACAAAUUAAUAUGAAUGAACUGAGAAAAGAAUUUAUGGUACCAAAUACAAGUCCUAUUCGAACGGCAAUUACUUACAUUUCUGGUCUUGGAUAUUAUGAACUUUAUCUGAAUGGUAACAAUGUCGAUCCGAGCCGAAAGUUGGAUCCAGGCUGGACAACAUACGAGAAACAUACAUUUUUUGUAUCUUUCGAUCUGACGGCAAACAUCACGGUUGGCAUGAAUGCUGUAGGAGUCAAACUAGGUAAUGGUUGGUAUAGUCGAGAGUUACAGAGAGAAUCAAACUAUGGCCCUCCUCGUCUUCUUUUCAUCUUAACUAUUACUUUUGAAAACGGUGAAGUAAUGCAAGUUUUCAGCGAUCAAACAUGGAGGGGUCGUACAGGGUCAAUUCUGUAUGAUAGUGUUUAUAAUGGCGAAUUGUAUGAUGCUCGAAAUGUCCGUCCCGAUUGGGCGCGAGUAGGAUUCAACGAUUCACUGUCGGCUUGGAUUAUGCCUGAAUUGAUGCCACCACCACUGAAUAUCACACUCAACGGUCAACUCAUUCUACAGGAUAUGUUACCAAUUCGAGCAGGAUUAGAUGCGUUGCAUUUUGAAACAAGUCAAGAAAAUGGAUAUUUGAAAACUGACGAUAUAGGAGAGAUCAAGGGUGCACCAUUAACUGAUCGUGGAAGCGGUGUGUUGAAACCUGUGGCCAUGUGGCAACCGACUACCGGAAUUCACAUGUUUGACAUAGGUCAAAAUAUGGCGGGAUGGUGUCGAGUCAAAUUGCGUGGUGCACGAGGUGUCGGUGUUUACAUUCGUCAUUCCGAAAUAUUGGCACAGCCAUUGAUGUCCACUGGCCAAUCCUACGGUGGUAUCAACACAGAAAGUCUUCGUAGUGCUGCACAAACUGACAUCUACGUACUGCGUGGUGAUCCUGCCGGCGAAAUCUACGAACCGACUUUCACUGUACAUGGCUUUCGUUAUCUGUCUGUUUCUGGCGCACCAAAUCCGUUGACAGUCGACGAUAUCGAGUGUCCUUUAGUGCAUAGUGAGACAACAUUGAAAGGUCACUUUGUCACGAGUAAUCCUGUCGUCAAUCAAAUUCAGCACAACGUCCAAUGGGGCCAGCUAAGUAACAUCAUGGCGGUGCCUACAGCUUGUUCCCAACGCGAUGAACGCACAGGAUGGACGGGUGAUACGGCUCUAUCAGUAGAUGAAGCUUUAUACAAUUUUGAUUUGAUGAAAUUUUAUUUGAACUAUCUCAAUUUGAUCAUUGAUCUUCAAUUGGCUAAUGGGGCUAUACCCGACGUAGCACCGGGAGGUGGUGGUUAUCCGGCUGAUCCCAACUGGGGUACUGCAUUACCUACGAUUACCUGGCAGCUCUACCGUCAUUACAAUGACAGUCAAAUUCUGGCUGAUUACUAUAAUCCUGUUCGUGCUUAUGUGGAAAAUAUUCGCAGUGGCUAUAACAACACAGGACUUGUCAAUCUUGCGUACCAGUUUGGUGACUGGGUUCCACCGCCACCAUAUCCUCAGACAAACGCGCAUUUGAUUGCAUCAACAGAAAAUGAUUGUAUUCAAUUCAGCACCGAUCCAUUGAGAAAGGAUUUUAUGGAACCAGCGUUGGAUACUCUAGCUGCUAGUGGUACCCGAUGCGGUGGUAACAGGCGUGAAAGGCGUGGUGCUUGUCGACAACUGAGGCUUCAGACAACAUAG
Messenger RNA from Rotaria sordida, 1731 nucleotides. The record is from the annotation of a GenBank genome assembly. NCBI's taxonomy places the organism in Eukaryota, Metazoa, Rotifera, Eurotatoria, Philodinida, Philodinidae.